GAGAAGAAACUUGGAAAAAAACACAUUAUCCAUAUGGCGCCAAGUGGUAGUGUGUGUGGUUUUCGAUUUCUUUUCCAAAAUUAAAAUCUCCCACAAAAUCAAAUGCGUAGCGUCGGUUGUUCUUGGUCACGGCCAAGCGGAGCUUUCCGAAUCUCCUUCGCCGGUCACUCUCCGUCUGGGUUUCAUCGCUGUCCUACAUCGUCUCUAUCUCUCUGGUCCUCCUGCGAUGCGAGCCUCGUCGUGUGUUGCUCUUCCACAUCUGAACCGUCCGAUUCGAAUCUCGAAUCAUCUUCAACUCGCUCUUACAGCCGUCGAUGGCACAACCCCCUUCCUCGUCGCCGACAUCCCGACCAAAUGCCGACUUCUCGGAUUGCUCGUGACUGGAUCGAUUCAGAUUCAUCUACAGUUUCCGAAGCUUCAGAGAGAUUCACUGUAGUGUCGUACAACAUACUGGGAGAUAGGAACUCAUCAUAUCACAGAGAUUUGUACUCGAAUGUGUCUUUUCCUUACCUGAAGUGGGGCUACCGCAAAAGGUUGAUAUGCGAGGAAAUGAUUCGUCUCAAGCCAGACAUAAUCUGUAUACAGGAAGUUGAUAAGUAUUUCGAUCUAUUCAGCAUGAUGGAGAAAGCUGGAUAUGCUGGCUCCUACAAGAAGGACUAGAAAUAUAAGCUUUGCAAUGGCAGCGGCGAACUGGAGAUAACAUUGAUGGGUGCGCCAUGUUCUGGAAGGCCGACAGGUUUCGGGUUUUGGAGAGGGAGAACAUUGAGUUUAGCCAGUUUGGGAUGCGUGAUAAUGUUGCACAACUUUCUGUUCUCGAGCUGCUGAAGUCUAAGUCAAGAAAGCUACUGGUUGGUAACAUUCACGUGCUCUAUAAUCCAAGUAGAGGAGACGUGAAGCUGAGUCAGAUCCGUUCCCUCUGCUCAAAGGCUCACUUGCUCUCUAAGAAAUGGGGUGAUAUUCCCAUUGUUCUAGGCGGAGAUUUCAAUAUCACACCCCAGAGUCCAUUGUACAACUUCUUGGUGUCUUCUGAGCUGAAUAUCAUGAAACAUGACAAAAGAGAGCUGUCUGGCCAGAAAAACUGUCAUCCAGACCAAGUUCUUGAGACCGGAAGCAUAUCUAGUAAUACAAUAACUCCCAUAAGCAGAUGCUUAAGUAGCUCGUGGACCAACGAAGAGAUCCGUGUUGCGACCGGGCAAGAGAACUCGUACUGGGCUGUGCAUCCGUUGAAACUCCAUAGCUCAUAUGCAUCAGUUAAGGGCUCAACAAAUACAAGAGACUCUGUUGGUGAACCUCUAGCAACCUCUUACCACUCAAAAUUUCUUGGAACGGUUGAUUACAUCUGGUAUUCUGAUGGUCUUGUACCAGCAAGAGUUCUUGAUACACUCCCCAUCGAUGUUUUAUGUAAAACCAAAGGCCUUCCUUGUCAAGAAUUGGGAAGCGAUCACUUGGCACUUGUUUCUGAAUUUUUCUUUGAACCGAACGGUUGAAGGCUUAUAUUUUUGCGUACCAAUGAAUAAUUGUCUACAAUUAUACCGAACCGAAUUUAUUCGGUUAUUACGAUAUCAUACCGACUUCUUCGAGCGUAAUUGAAAAUCUGAAUCGAACCGAACCGGAUAUGAGCUGGGUUUGAUGGGUAAGAAAAAUUCCGAACCGUAAAGGAGCGAAUCGAAUCAAUUGGUACGGUUCGUAUUUGAUUUCGGUAAACGAAAAUUGAAAAGGAGAUCUAAAGUUUGGAGAUUAGAGAGUUGAAAACUGGAAUUUAGUCGAGUCUGAGGCAAAGGAAGAAGAGAAGAAAGCGAGGAAAUGGCGUUGAGCUCGAUGACAUGGGGUUACGCACGGAUCAUAGCUGGAACACUUCUCGGCGGGACUCUCGGAUUCUACGUAAUGCAUCGCAUCGAAGUGAGCUACAAGAUGAGGAUGGAGGAAUCGUUAAGGCAAUACGAGAAGGAAAUGAAGAGGAGACAAGAAGAAGAGAAUCUUGGUCAGAUCAGUGAAGGCCCCGUUUAGUUUUUUCUGAUUUGCACUCAAAGUGUUCGAUGAAAUGCCUAGCAGAUGUGUUAUUCUGUUUUUUCCUCCUUUUCUUUUUCUUCUCUCGUGUAUUUUUCGGUUUGGUUUUGAUCUGGCGUUAUGAAAAAGUCUCAAUCCGCUUUGGUUUACAAUCUAAAUACCAUGAUUGACCAGAGAGAAACAGAGAUAUUAAUUUGUACCUCCUCAAAAACUCAAAGGUUCUUAUUACAUCAGAAUUGUUGUUCUAUCCAAAUCCAUAAUCUUUUGUGAUUUUUAGUUAAGUUUUUU
Messenger RNA from Thlaspi arvense, 2295 nucleotides. The record is from the annotation of a GenBank genome assembly. NCBI's taxonomy places the organism in Eukaryota, Viridiplantae, Streptophyta, Magnoliopsida, Brassicales, Brassicaceae.